AUGCGACCCUCUUCGUCUUCUUCGUCUUCUUCUUACUCCCUAACUUCAACGAGUUUGAGCAAUAGACUCCUAACCAUAUUUAGGAAAGCAGAACAACUCUCUGUCUUGUGUGAAAUUGAUGUGUGCGUUAUCUACUACGGACCACAAGGAGACCUAAAAACGUUUCCAAACGAGAAAGAGAAGGUGAGAAACAUGGCUAUGAGGUACAGUCGGCUAGACGAAUCAUUGAGAAGCAAAAAACGCACACAUCUUUCUGAGUUCCUUGAGGAGAAUCCGAACAAGAGGAUGAAGACGAGUCCGAGUCCGGAGAAGAAUGUGGAUGUAUUGAAGUAUCCAAUCUCUGAUCACUACUCUCCCGACCAAAUCUCCCAAUUGAUUCAGUCCUUGGAACUCAAUCUCUCUACGUCCCAACAAAGGCUUCGAUUUCUUCUUGAGUCGCACGAGAAACACAAACUACUCGAUCAUCAUCAUCAUCAGAGUUUAGCUUCAUCAUCCUCUCAGAAUCAUCAGACCCAAUCUUUGAACCCUAGCCAGAAGUUCUCGCUCUUUAUGUAUAACCAUGGAGAUAAUAAUCUCUCUCAGAUCCCAGUCUCUGCAUCAAAUCUCAGUCAGGAUUUCUCAGCGCUACUUGAAGAAUCUCACCUGAAGAAUCAGUUAAUGAAGCAGGAGCUCUCUGAUUGUGAUCAGAACAUAUGCAUGAGUGACAUCACCAACAACAGUUUUCAACAUCCUUGCGUCUCAAACACAGAAGCAGUACAAGAAUCUGUGAAUAACUAUGGGCUGAAUCAGUUGAUGCAGAAUCAGUUUUAUGCUUGUGAUCAGAACAUAUGCAUGAGUGACAUCACCAACAACAGUUUUCAACAUCCUUGCGUCUUAGAAACAGAACACUCAGGGGUACAAGAAUCCUUUGGGAUGAAUCAGUUGAUGCAGAAGGAGUUUUAUGGCUAUGAUCAGAACAUGUCUAGUAUGGGUAUCAUCAAUAGCAGCAGCUUUCAACAUCCUUGCGUCUCAAACACAGAAGCAGUACAAGAAUCUGUGAAUAACUAUGGGCUGAAUCAGUUGAUGCAGAAUCAGUUUUAUGCUUGUGAUCAGAACAUGUCUAGUAUCAUGGGUAACUCCGGGUUGAUGCAGCAUGAAGUUUAUGGUUAUGAUCAGAAUCUUUGA
This is a messenger RNA of Camelina sativa (false flax), 1164 nucleotides long. The record is from RefSeq and is a predicted model, not a curated record. Lineage: Eukaryota; Viridiplantae; Streptophyta; Magnoliopsida; Brassicales; Brassicaceae.